AGGACUGCCUGAUGUGUAAACAUGAAGAACCACACUUGGGUGACAGAAUUUAUCCUGCUGGGAAUUCCUAAUAGUUCGGGGCUGGAGACCAUGCUCUUUGUCCUCUUCUUUGUCUUCUACCUCUUUACCUUGCUGGGGAACCUACUCAUCUUCCUCACAGUUCUGGCUUCUCCCCAGCUCCACACACCCAUGUACUUCUUCCUGGGAAACCUGUCUGUCUUCGACAUCUUCUUCCCCUCUGUGAGUUCUCCCAAAAUGAUGCUCUAUCUCCUGGGGCAAAGCCGGACUAUCUCUUACCAGGGCUGUGCCUCCCAACUCUUCUUCUACCAUUGCUUAGGCUGUACCGAGUGCUUUUUGUACACAGUGAUGGCCUAUGACCGCUUUGCAGCCAUCUGUCACCCCUUGCGUUACACGGUCAUCAUGAGCCCUCGCGUGUGUGCUGUCCUGACUGUGAGCACAUGGUUGGGGGGCUGUCUGCAUGGAAGCGUACUCACCUUUCUUGUCUUCACACUGCCUUACUGUGGCCCCAAUGAGGUGGACAAUUUCUUCUGUGACAUCCCUGUAGUGCUGCCGCUGGCCUGUGCAGACACUACACUGGCCCAGACUGUGAGUUUCACCCAAGUGGAUAUUGCGACUCUGUUGUGCUUUUUCCUCAUCCUUACUUCCUAUGUGCGCAUCAUCUUUUCCAUCUUGAGAAUCAGCUCAGCCGAGGGCCAGCGCAGGGCCUUCUCCACCUGCAGUGCCCACCUGAUCUCCAUCCUGUUUUUCUAUGGGCCUGUGAUGCUCAUCUAUCUCAGGCCCACCUCCAGCCCCUGGCUGGAUUCGGUGAUUCAGGUGUUAAAUAAUAUAGUCACUCCUUCCCUGAAUCCUUUGAUUUACACUUUGAGAAACAAAGAAGUGAAAUUGGCCCUGAGGAAGGUGUUAACUCAAGUGGUCCACAUUUCUAGGGUGUAA
Molecule: messenger RNA, 954 nt
Organism: Suncus etruscus (white-toothed pygmy shrew)
Lineage: Eukaryota; Metazoa; Chordata; Mammalia; Eulipotyphla; Soricidae
Product: olfactory receptor 958-like
Exons: 1
Coding region: 22-954 (310 amino acids)
Biological process (GO): G protein-coupled receptor signaling pathway
Cellular component (GO): membrane
Molecular function (GO): olfactory receptor activity; G protein-coupled receptor activity
Source: RefSeq, a predicted model, not a curated record